Messenger RNA from Xyrichtys novacula (pearly razorfish), 1407 nucleotides. Lineage: Eukaryota; Metazoa; Chordata; Actinopteri; Labriformes; Labridae. The record is from the annotation of a GenBank genome assembly.
AUGAAGCAGCUGUCAGAAGGACUGGCAAAGAUCGACCGAAGCCAGCUCCCUGGGAAGUUCAAAGUCUGGUGCUACCAGUUCACACUCUACAGGAGGGUGAUGUGGCCGCUGAAAAUGAGUGAGAUCCCCUCAUCCACUGCAAGUAAGAUGGAUGGAAAAGCCAACUCAUUCAUCCGAAAGUGGUUGGGGCUGCCACGGUGCCUCUCUGAAACUGGCCUCUUUGGAAGGAACACACUACAGCUGCCGUUGCAAUCAAUCAGUUUGGGAUACAUGCAGGAAAAGACCAGGCUUGUCCUCGAACUGAGAGAGUCCACCGACCAGACUGUACGGAACGCAAACGCCAAGGUUCCCACAGGCCGGAAGUGGAACGCCAAAACUGAAGUCGACCGAGCCAUUGGUCGACUGCAACAUCAAGAGAUUGUUGGCAGAGUCCAGGCAGGAAGAGCAGGACUAGGGUGGGGGGAAGCGCCACGGUUCUGGUCCAAGGCCAGCCGCAAAGAGAGGAAGGAGUUGGUGGUGGCGGAGGUGACAAGGACGGAGGAAGAGCGCUACAAGAUCAAGGCCGUGUCGCAGGGCCGACAGGGUAGCUGGACAACCUGGGAAGGAGUAGCCAACAGAAACAUCAGGUGGGCAGACCUAUGGAAGAUCCCACAGGCAAGACUCAGCUUCCUUGUCCGCUCAACCUACGACACGCUUCCCUGUCCGCGGAACCUCCACCAGUGGUUCGGGAGUGAGGAGAGCUGCCCACUCUGCAGUGAGCCUAACGCAAGCCUUCAGCACAUCUUGUCAGGCUGCAAGAUCGCACUCUCCCAAGGACGCUACAGGUGGCGCCACGACCAGGUCCUGAGGAAGCUGGCUGAGGUGCUAGAGGGGCAGCGACAGGGCAACAAAGGGUCACCACCAGUAGGGAACCACAUCAGCUUUGUCACGGAGGGUGGGGGAAGAAGAAACACCAGGCCAAGAGAAACAUCCAGGCCGUUUGCCCCCGACCAGGAGUGGGACAUGAGGGUCGACCUAGACAGACAGCUCCGCUUUCCCACUGAGAUCACCACCACACCUCUCCGGCCUGACAUAGUGGUGUGGUCCACCAAGGCGAAAUCCGUACACCUCAUCGAACUCACGGUGCCAAUGGAGGAGGGGAUUGAGGCCGCCUUCGAACGGAAGAAGGCCAAGUACUCCGACCUUGCCGCUGAGUGCCGGGAGGCUGGCUGGAGGACCACCAUCUACCCAGUGGAGGUCGGAUGCCGAGGCUUUGUGGGGAUGUCAACCAUACGCUCCUUGAAGGAUGCAGGAGUGACCGGAGGAAACCUCAAGAAAGCAACCAAAGAGCUUGCAGAGGAGGCUGAGAAGGGGAGCUUUUGGCUUUGGCUGAGGAGGAAGGACAAGUGCUGGGGAAAGAACACCUAA